GCUCUCCGACCAGAGGCUUCGGGAAGGGGAGGCCCGUCGCUCCGGCAUUCCCCAGAAAUGCUACACGCAUGAAAUGAGAAGGCUCCUCUAUCCCAGGAUUCGCAGCCAAGAGAAGGCGCGGAGAGGCCGUUCUCCUGCUUUUCUCCCGCAGCCCGCGCGGCGGUCGCUCGGCUCUCGCUUCUGGCAUGCGUCUCAUCCCUCAGGAUACUAUGUCACAGUACUCCACUAACUUCCUCCUGCUUCCCAUACCCGAGUACCCCGUGCUGGACUGUGCGCCCAACAAGAUCAUCAAGCUCGUGGUGCUGGGCGGCAGCAGCGUUGGCAAGACCGCCCUGGUUGUACGCUUUCUCACAAAAAGAUUUAUUGGGGACUACGAAGCCAACACUGGUGCUUUGUAUUCAAGGAAGUUCACCAUAGAUGGGGAACAGAUCUCCCUACAGGUGCAGGAUACACCUUUUGUUUCACUGGAGGAUGACACGGACAGCAUUUGCUGCCAAGAGCAGAUAAACCGCUCAAUCUACUGGGCAGAUGGCUUCGUGUUCGUCUACUCCAUCACAGACUACGAGAGCUACCGAGUCAUCCGGCCGCUGCACCAGCACAUCCGCAAGAUCCACCCGAAUGCCAACAUCCCCCUGCUCCUGAUGGCCAACAAAGGAGACCUCCUGCGAGCCAGGCAGGUGUCCUCCAAAGAAGGACUCCAGCUGGCCAGUGAGCUGGGGGGCACUUACUAUGAGGUGUCAGCCCGGGAGAACUGUGAGGGCGUCCACGAAGCCUUCCAGCAGCUGUGCCAGGAGGUCAGCAGGAUUAUCGGGAGCUGCAACGGAGAGAAGCGAAGGGGCCUCCACCUCGUCCGCCCCAAGUCUCCGAAUAUGCAGGACUUGAAGAGACGUUUGAAACAAGCUCUGUCUUCCAAAGGGAAAUCUGCCACUACACUUUGAUGGGACCGACAUAAAUUGUUUCCUAUAGCUCUGAGAAAAAAAGCAAGAAAAUAAGCUGGUAUUAAGGAGUAUCUCCAAAAUUCAACAGUCAGGUUGUGCAAGAGGGUCUUUCAUUCUGUCUUUGCCUCUGCCUUAAAAAAUCUCUAUUCAUUCAACAAAAGGGACUUACUGAAUGGGCUCUUUGAGGCAAGAGCUUGUCCCAGCCUAUUUCCUCUCCAGAGGGGACAUGGUCAAAUAGCUUAGGCCUAAAAUGUAGAUUUUAUUAAUAAAAACAAUGAAAUCUUACUAUUAAGAGAAAUGACUUCUCUUGGGGAUGGAAAUAUUCCCAAACAUAGGUAAUGAGUCAUGGCAAGAGGCCAGGAGAAUGACAUGAGCUAUCCUGAGCAAGCCAAGCUUUGUAAGAUCUGCUUAGUAGGCUCAAGACUGGAAAAAAAUAAAGGCAAAAAGAAAAUUAAUAGGAUACACAGUGAAAACUAAUAAUUAAAAGACAACUUUUAAGCUGUAGUUUAGAAAGGCUUCUUAGCAAUGUGGGGAGAGAUUUGUUUAUGUGGAAGCUUUAGCCCUGCAGUAUCUCUAAAGGUAGAUUUAAAACAAUCACUGUUUGCUUACAUUAUUUUUCCU
Molecule: messenger RNA, 1559 nt
Organism: Nothoprocta perdicaria
Lineage: Eukaryota; Metazoa; Chordata; Aves; Tinamiformes; Tinamidae
Product: ras-like protein family member 11A-like
Exons: 4
Coding region: 186-938 (250 amino acids)
Molecular function (GO): GTPase activity; GTP binding
Source: RefSeq, a predicted model, not a curated record